Messenger RNA from Paramecium tetraurelia, 745 nucleotides. RefSeq lists its product as uncharacterized. Lineage: Eukaryota; Ciliophora; Oligohymenophorea; Peniculida; Parameciidae. The record is from RefSeq and is a predicted model, not a curated record. The transcript is spliced from 3 exons.
AAUCCAUCUUGAUUCACUAAAAAUGGAAAAUAAUUAAAAUUCAGAUGUUUAAUCCCAACCACCUUUGACAAUAUUCCCCAAUUGCUCCAAUAUUGAUGAUGAUUAAGAAUUAGAAAAUUUAGAGAUAGAAGAACAAAAGCAAUAUUUUUCUCAAUUAUUUGAGGAAUUAUGUGCUUACUCUAUUAAUCCCUAGGAGGAAGUCUUCAUUGACAAGAAAAGGACUAAUAAAUUCAGCCAAUUCCGAAGAGGAUCCUAUAAGAUUAUGAAAAAACAACAAGAAAGAAAAAGAAAGUAGCAAAUAAUUGAGUAACUCCUCUAAAAACAAUAAAAAACAGACUUUAUUGAAUUUAAAUAAAAGGAGUGUAAAGAUAAGUGCAUUUCAGAAGAAAUGUAGGUAUAAUAAGGGGAAUGGCAAGGAGACCACUGUAUUCAAGUUUAGGAGCAUGAUGUCAUUCCCCUUGGCUACGUGAUAGAUGGUUAAGAUUUAAUGCUCCUAAACGAGAGUGCAUGCAAUGUCAACAAUAAUGACAAUUGUUUCUAAUUAAAUAAUAAUAAUGAAAUCAACAACAACUAACUAUUAAUGAAUGCAUUCGAAAUACCAUUAGCACUAGCACUACGUUUGCCAAACCUUUGAGUUGCCCCCUUGUUUCUGAGAUGCUCAGAAAAAGGGGUUGAAAUAAAGUGCGAUCACUAGUGAAGUGACAAUGCUUUCAUCAACACCUAUAAAUAAUAUCAUUUUUCUAAA